Molecule: messenger RNA, 780 nt
Organism: Toxorhynchites rutilus septentrionalis
Lineage: Eukaryota; Metazoa; Arthropoda; Insecta; Diptera; Culicidae
Exons: 2
Coding region: 153-557 (134 amino acids)
Molecular function (GO): acyltransferase activity, transferring groups other than amino-acyl groups
Source: RefSeq, a predicted model, not a curated record
ACCUGAGUUUAUAUUCAGUACCCGCGCUGGAAGGUUUGAAUGCACAGUCUUGACCUAGCAGAAUCAGUUUAGCUUAUCAGUCGUGGAUGUUUAUACAUAAAACAUAGUUGUCGGAAUGAGCGCUUGGAUCGGAGGAUAUCGCCGGACUCAAUAUGUUGACCCUAGUGUCUAAGGAAGCUCCCAAAAAUUACCAGUUCAAGAGCAGUGCCCUUCAGAUGAUAUACAAGGUCAAUGUGAGACUCGCUAAACAGGCUCACAUUUUUGAACGUUACGGUGUGGAGCACUAUCAGUCGGCUUGGGGUUUAUCGGUAAGCCCGGACUACCGAGGUCGAGGCAUUGCAACUGAACUCCUACGGGCACGAAUUCCUAUCUGCAAGGCGAUGGGACUUAAAAUCAGUGUAACAAACUUCUCCAAUUCUGGCUCGCAAAUUCCAGCCCAGAGGGUUGGGUUCGUUGACGAGAUUGUCGUUUCCUAUAAAGAGCUAGAGGAGCAAGGGUUUUACUUCCCUGGCGUGAGCUGUGAGUUCAACAGGUUUAUGUCAUUGAAGGUGGAGUAGUCAACGGUAACUACAAAAGCAGCCAUGUUAGUGUACUAGCAAAAUGUUCACGAAAAUACAGAGCCAUGUAAGACUGCAUUCCACUGGAAACUUUGUUAACUAUUAAUCCAACUGUAGCACACUGUUAGUGUUCUUUGACUAUACAAACAACAUUUCGUAAUCAACAUUAGAUUCGCAAUGGCGUUCAACGCAGUUACAUUCGCAAAUAUACAACUGCAAUAUA